AUGCUUCUCGGUCUGUCUGGGUCCUUCGGGUCCGGCAUUGCUGAGGUCGCGAUCUUCCUGCACCGCCAUUACGGCUGGAAGGUCCUGCUGCCAGGGCCAGCGGGCGACUCGCCGACACCCCUGGCCACCCCGGAAUAUGGGGGCUCCGCCGAGACCAUUUGCCUGUCGGACCACGGGGGCAGCGGCGGCCGCGUUGGCGGCGACGGCGGCGGCGCCAGUGCCCUGGCACUGUCGGACACCGAGGGCCCGGAGUGCCCGCUGCUGGCGAGCCUGCGGGAGCGCUGCAUCGAGGCCGGCCUCUCGCCGGCCACCCUCGCACCCGAGGAAGCCCUGCGCCAGGCCAUGUCCCACACCGGGGAGCACUUUGUACUUCUGCCGCUGACCCGGCGCGAGCAGCUGGACCAGCUCCUGGGCCGGCCGGCCUUCUCGCUGCUGAGCGUCGAUGCGCCCACCCGCGCGCGGUUCCGGUGGCACUGCCACACGGACGGGCCGCUGGAGCUCGGCGACUUCCUGGAUCUGGACGAUGCCCUGUCCUUCGGGGGAAACCCGAUCGCCUGCCAUCCAUCCGGGCAAAUCCGGGAGAUCGCCAAGCUGUCCGACCACCAGAUCCUCCUGCCCGAGGCCGGGGCCGAUGGGCCGAUGCUGGAGCGCCUCCUGCGCAUGGAGUUCCCCGGGCUCCUCCGGCUGCCCGAUGCUCUGUCCAGGACGUCGGCCAGCAAGGCGGCCGGGCCGGAUCUCCAGCCGGUGCCGGCCCCCAGCAGCCCGGCCGGCGAUCAGCACAUCCAGUUGGCCAUUUACUCGGACCUGCCGCUGGCAACGGUCCCGGAGGAGUUGCUCUUCUUCGCGCGGCUCACGCGCGCUGUGGCCCAGCGAUCCAACUGCCUCAAGCGCCGGGUAGGCUGCGUCAUUGUCCGGGGCGGGCGCAUUGUGGCCGUCGGGCACAAUGGCACGCCGGAGCGCCUGCCGCCCUGCUACGACGGGGGGUGCGACCGGUGUGCCGACCAGCAGAUCAGCCGCGGCGAGGCGCUGGACAACUGCGUCUGCCUGCAUGCCGAGGAGUUGGCCAUCAUCGAGGCCGGAUCGCAACAGACAGAUGGCUGCGUGCUCUUUUGCACGACGUUCCCGUGUGUCGGCUGCGCCAAGCGCAUCAUCCAUGCUGGCAUCCAGAAGGUGUACUACCUGGACGCAUACAGCCCGACCGACGGGAAGUCCGAACACCUGAUGCGCAUUUCCGGGGUGAAGAUCGCCCGCUUGAAAAUCCCGGACCCAGUGGUAACAGCACUUGCCGAAUAACAUAGAAAGCACCGUCCGAUGCGAA
Messenger RNA from Fonticula alba, 1318 nucleotides. RefSeq lists its product as hypothetical. The transcript is spliced from 3 exons. The coding region runs from base 1 to 1293 and encodes 430 amino acids. The record is from RefSeq and is a predicted model, not a curated record. Lineage: Eukaryota; Rotosphaerida; Fonticulaceae. Gene Ontology annotation, molecular function: zinc ion binding; hydrolase activity.